CGAUCACACCCCCUCCCGUCUAUUUUCAUCUCCACUUCUCCUGGUGGUCGCGGCUUCCUUCCCCUUCGAUCUCUUCACCUCGUUCCCGGCGGCCGGCCGGGAAGUCGUCGGAAUCCUUCGUGCUCGCGCGGGCUAGCUAGCUCUCGCCAUGGCAGCGUCGACGAACAAGGGCCGGCCGCUACCAAAAUUCGGGGAGUGGGACGUGAAGAACCCGGCGACGGCCGACGGCUUCACCGUCAUAUUCCAGAAGGCCCGCGACAACAAGAAGACCACCGGCGGCCCCGGGCAGUCCGGCAUCCCGCCGGCAUUCAGGAACGGCAACGGUUACGGCUCCGGCUCCGGCUCCCCGUACAAAACCGGCAACAGCUACCCGUACUCGAGGGUGGCAUCGCCCAAACGUGUCAAGAAGAAGUGGUUCUUCUGCGGCAGCUUCUGAUUGUAUCGAACGCCAGGGCUAGCUGCUACUGUUGGUGAAAGAGAUAUGAAACCGUGCCACGCCAGAACCAGAAGCGCAUAUUCGAUGGGAGGCCGGGGUGAAAGUUUUGGCAAUCGGGUGGCGUUUUUGCUCCCGCUCGAUCACCGCAUUUGAUGUGCAGAGCAUCAUCAAUGAAUGAUGAUUAUGUAUGACUCAUUUCUGUCGAAUAAAACUACCUGUAAAUUGUGUCCCUUUUAGUCUGAUGCAAAUGUUCAUGCUGACCAUCGCUAUCAUUCAUUCA
Molecule: messenger RNA, 716 nt
Organism: Lolium perenne
Lineage: Eukaryota; Viridiplantae; Streptophyta; Magnoliopsida; Poales; Poaceae
Cellular component (GO): plasma membrane
Source: RefSeq, a predicted model, not a curated record